GUUGAUUACCCCAACUACUAUAUGUUGGCAAUGAAACAUAAAUCUUAUUUAUAACUAAAUAAGUUUAGUUUUAAGUCGCAAUAUUAAUAUUAUCAGACUAAGAAAAAAAGAAUUACAUUUAAGAAUAAUUAAGAAAGGAGGUAUAAUAACUAAAUCUAGAUUUAAAACUAUUUUAUAAAUAAUGUCCGCUAAACAAUAUCAUUCCUAAUGCCUGGUGAUUAGGUAAAUUUAAUCCAUAAUUUUUAAAUUCAGAAGGAAACAACCUAUUUUUGGAAAAAUUUAGGCAUUAUUACAAUUAGCAUUAUUAGAUUAUUAUAUGAUUGAUUAAAUCAAUUUUAAUAUUUAUUGCUUCUCAAAUAAACAGAG
Messenger RNA from Paramecium sonneborni, 366 nucleotides. Lineage: Eukaryota; Ciliophora; Oligohymenophorea; Peniculida; Parameciidae. The record is from the annotation of a GenBank genome assembly.